Messenger RNA from Lactuca virosa, 888 nucleotides. NCBI's taxonomy places the organism in Eukaryota, Viridiplantae, Streptophyta, Magnoliopsida, Asterales, Asteraceae. The record is from the annotation of a GenBank genome assembly.
AUGGACGAGGGCAUCAAAGAGAAGUUCUUUUCGGAUUUGAAAUGCCUCUUUAAUCAGAAACUGGAGGUUGAUAGUCUUAUUCAGGGUUUCGAAAAUGUAGGGCUCAAAGGGAAACAAAUCGAUACUUCUUCAGAAGAGGUGAAGGAUUUGAGCUCUGAUGGUGAUUUUAGUAUCGGCAAUCGUGACAUGCAUUAUCCGAUCCGACCCGAUGCCGAAAACUGCUCGUUUUUCAUUCGAACCGGGACAUGCAGGUUCGGGCGGAUGUGCAGGUUCAAUCACCCUGUUUCGACGAAAAUCUAUGUUGAUCGGGGAAAAAGCAACAUAAUUGGUGCUGGAAGUUCAUCUAAAAGUUUGAGUCGGAUUCCAUGCAAGUUUUACCAAACUGGUCAUUGCAAAUAUGGAGAAUUUUGCAGAUUCAAUCACUCCAAAUCUGAGCCUGAAAACUCUCUCCCGCGACUUAACGUGCUUGGUUUUCCAGAAAGAUUGGGUUAUGAAAACUGUUCAUUCUACAUGCGUACUGGUGUCUGUGGUUAUGGUGCAUCCUGUAAAUUUCACCACCCUCCACCUAUCUUCUUUACUGUUGAAUCCAUGGAUAGCCAGAAUGAAGCUUCAGAAAUCAAUGAUGCUGAUGCAGGACAUGUAGUUCCUCAUUUCUCACAAUCAACUAAUUCACAUGUGCGUGUGCUAAAAUUCGGCAGUUUCCCAAGUGCAAUCAGUGGGACUCUGGAAAAGAAUCGGCACCCAUUGACAGAUGGAUCCACCUCAGAGUCUCCUUCUGGUGGCAAGACCAAGAUUUUUAAGGAAAUCCAUCUAAGAGUUUGGGUGUGUAUCAAGGUGUUGGGAAUUAAGGUUAAAGAGGCAGUGAAAAUUGAAUAUACCUCAAAAUGA